Rotaria sp. Silwood2 is the source of this 645-nucleotide messenger RNA. The record is from the annotation of a GenBank genome assembly. NCBI's taxonomy places the organism in Eukaryota, Metazoa, Rotifera, Eurotatoria, Philodinida, Philodinidae.
AUGGUUGGAUUAUAUAAUCCAUAUAUCAUCACUCAAAUUGAUAAUGGAAAAAUUCAAUUCAUAUCUUCAUGUAUAACGAAUACAUUGACUCCAAUUUGGAAUGAGCAAUGGUUAGUAAGAAAUGUUCCUCGAACAGCAAAACUCUCAGUCAGAUUAUUUGAUAAAGAUGAUAAUACAGUCAGUGAUAAUUGCAUUGGGAAUUUUGAACUAGCUCUUCUGCCAACAAAUCAUCGAUCAAUCGAAAUCAGAAACAGUCUUGGCAAAGUGCAAGGAACAUUUGAAUUGAGUAUUAAUCGUUUAUCUUCAUCAGUUGAGACACGAAUUCUUCGUCCAUACACGUUUGAUGGUCCUGUUCGUUAUUCUCGUCACAAUUCAUUGACACUUGGUCAUUCAGUACAAGUGAAUGAUAAGCGACUUUACACAACUUGGGAAAUUUAUUUAAAACGAAUCGAUUAUUUCCUUAAGCCGAAUGAGAAACAACAAUGGAAUCCAUUAUAUAAAGCAGCACAAUUGAUAUUCGAAGGACCAAUGUCAUUCGGUAUUCAAACGUUGAUGAAACGUGCACAUCAUAUUCUCUAUGCGAAACAUACAACAGAUCAAUUUGGUAUUUUAAAUUCUAGUGACGAUCUUCGCAGAAUUAAAUGA